Phragmites australis (common reed) is the source of this 2680-nucleotide messenger RNA. RefSeq names its product protein NRT1/ PTR FAMILY 2.11-like. The coding region runs from base 873 to 2429 and encodes 518 amino acids. The record is from RefSeq and is a predicted model, not a curated record. Gene Ontology annotation, molecular function: transmembrane transporter activity. Gene Ontology annotation, cellular component: plasma membrane. Lineage: Eukaryota; Viridiplantae; Streptophyta; Magnoliopsida; Poales; Poaceae. The transcript is spliced from 2 exons. Gene Ontology annotation, biological process: transmembrane transport.
CAGUUCCUACCAUUGGUACUGCACUUAGCUACUAGUUGGUCCCUCAUCGAUCUGUCCGCUAGCUGCGUCAGAUCUGAGGGAGCCAACAAGAAGAAGCACGAGGCCUCCGCCGCCGCCGCCAUGGAGCUCGAUACUUCAAGCAGCAAGAAGCAGCAGCUGUCCGAUGACACCGGCGGCGAGCCCGAGGAGAAAUACCGCGGAUGGAAGGCCAUGCCAUACGUCAUAGCACAUGCAUUACCUCAAGAAAGGGAGUAGCUAAAUCUCGGCCUCCGUGCAAAAUCCUUUCUUAAUUUUGAUCACGGAGAAUUUUUUAGCAGUAGUCUUAAUUUUAAUUUGCGCAUUAAAAAUCAAUUGACAGUAACAAGGGUAGAUGCAUGUCGACAAAUACCAUCCAAUAAUCAACACAAUCAGGCCCAGCCGCCCAGAUCCUGUUUGGAUACAGAGUUUUUUUAGAGUUUUUAAAAUAAAUACCAAAUACUAUACUGUAGUUUUAAAAUGCUAAAACAUCCAAACCGGACCAGGGUCUUCCACAAUUGUAGCAGAAUAAAAGAAGAGCUAACUAGUAUUAAACAACUAGUAGAGUAUUUCUAUCACCUGUAGCUAUCAACUGUGGUGUCGGUGACCAGAAAGAAGAAAUCAAUUAUUUUUAAGCAAAAAAAUAAGCAGUUGAGUCCAUGUGUGUCAGUGUGUGGAUCCAAUCCAAGCCAAGCGUGCCUACGUGGCAGCAUGACUCGUCACUCGCUCGUUGACUGAAUUAUUGACUGCGUCUGCAUGCACGGCUGCAACGCUGCACAGGGAACGAGACUUUCGAGAAGCUCGGGACGAUCGGCACCACGGCGAACCUGCUGGUGUACCUCACGACGGUGUACGGCAUGAAGAGCGCCAACGCCGCCACCCUCCUCAACCUCUGGGGCGGCACCGUCAACCUCGCCCCUCUCCUCGGCGCCUUCCUCAGCGACACCUACCUCGGCCGCUACGCCACCAUCGCCUUCGCCUCCAUCGCCUCCUUCCUCGGUAUGCUCCUCCUCACCCUCACCGCCGCCGUCCCCUCCCUCCACCCGCACAACACGGGACCCUCCACCGCCCAGCUCGCCGCCCUCCUCGUAUCCUUCGCGCUCCUCGCCGUCGGCGCCGGCGGCAUCCGCCCCUGCAACCUCGCCUUCGGCGCCGACCAGUUCGACCCGCGCACCCCCGCGGGCCGCCGAGGAAUCGCAAGCUUCUUCAACUGGUACUACUUCACCUUCACCAUCGCCAUGAUGCUCUCCGCCACGCUCAUCAUCUACCUUCAGAGCAACGUCAGCUGGCCGCUCGGACUCGCCGUUCCAGCCACUCUCAUGGGCCUCUCCUGCGCGCUCUUCUUCAUGGGCACGCGCCUCUACGUCCGCGUCUGCCCCGAGGGCAGCCCCUUCACCAGGUUCGCCUGCGUCAUCGUCGCCGCGCUCCGCAAGCGCCGCCUCCCCGCUCCCGCGUCCCCCGAGGAGCUGUUCGACCCGCCGCACAAGAGUAGCCUAGUCUCCAAGAUCGCCUACACGGACCAGUUCCGCUGCCUCGAUAAGGCUGCCGUGCUCGUCUCGGAGGACGAGCUCACGCCGGACGGUUCCACGCCGGUGAACCCGUGGCGCCUCUGCACGCUGCAGCAGGUGGAGGAGGUCAAGUGCUUGGCGCGCCUCAUACCGGUCUGGUCGUCGGGGAUCAUCUACUACAUCGUGCUCACCAACCUGGGCAACUACGUCGUGCUCCAGGCCAUGCAGACCGACCGCCGCAUCGGCCGGUCGGGGUUCCAGGUGCCCGCGGGCUCCUUCGUCGUGUUCCAGAUGCUAGCGCUCACCGUGUGGAUCCCCGUGUACGACCGCGUCCUGGUGCCGGCGGUGGAGCGGCUCACCAAGCGCGAGGGUGGCAUCACCCUGCUCCAUCGCAUCGGCACGGGCAUCGCGCUGUCCAUCGCCACCAUGCUCGUGUCGGCCGUGGUGGAGCGGCGGCGGCGCAGCGUGGCGGCAUCGGGCGCGACCAUGUCGUGCUUCAUGCUGGUGCCCCAGCAGCUGCUGGCCGGGCUGUCGGAGGCGUUCGCGGUGAUCGGGCAGGUGGAGUUCUACUACAAGCAGUUCCCGGAGAACAUGCGCAGCGUCGCCGGCGCGCUGCUCUUCCUCGGGUUCGCGCUGGCCAGCUACGCGAGCGGGCUCAUGAUCACCGUGGUGCACCAAACGACAGGCGGGUCGGGCGGGCGGCCAGACUGGCUGGCGCAGGACCUGAACCAGGGGCGCGUCGACCUCUACUACCUGCUCAUUGCAGCCAUGGCCGCGGUCAACCUCGUGUACUUCGUCGCGUGCGCGCGCUGGUACAGGUUCAAGAAGUCGGCCGCCGCCGUCGCCGUCGUCGAGCUGGAGGGAAACGACAACCUCAAGGCCAACGCGACAGCGCCGCCCGUAUGAAUUAAUUUUUACCCCUUUUUUUCCUUUUCUUCUCUUUUUAAAUGAACGUGCAGCGCAGCGUAUCAAGAAAAGAAAACUACUAGUAAAUAGGUAGAUGGAAACAUGAACAGGUUGCGAUCGAUUCUUCCGUUCAGGAGUGAUAUCAUAUCAACAUGAUAGCAUCUGAAUUUGGGAGAAAUUAAUAAACGGAGAGAAAGCAAGAGCAGAAGAGAUCAUCAUUCUAGCUGCUCUUGCGAGCAUAGUUCGAUUAA